AUGGGACUCGGCGACGAUAAGGAGCUGAAUUCAACAUUCCCGUCAUACGCUGCUUUCCCAACAUCUUCGCAGCAGCAGCAACAGCAACAGCAGCAGCAACAACAACAACAACGAUCCGUCAGUUACAGUAAGUACAACUGUUCUUAUGCUAAUGGGAAACAAGAUUCCUGUACGAACUGA
Messenger RNA from Gongylonema pulchrum, 180 nucleotides. The record is from the annotation of a GenBank genome assembly. NCBI's taxonomy places the organism in Eukaryota, Metazoa, Nematoda, Chromadorea, Rhabditida, Gongylonematidae.